Molecule: messenger RNA, 4951 nt
Organism: Musca domestica (house fly)
Lineage: Eukaryota; Metazoa; Arthropoda; Insecta; Diptera; Muscidae
Exons: 10
Coding region: 187-4881 (1564 amino acids)
Biological process (GO): cilium assembly
Cellular component (GO): axoneme
Molecular function (GO): protein binding
Source: RefSeq, a predicted model, not a curated record
CUUUUUAUUGUACCAUGCCUACUUAUUUGCUUUGCCACACACUGUAUUCAAUGUAUACAGUUCGAAUUUUCACCAUGGCAAUCACAGCAAAUCGAAAAAAUAAUAAACAAUCCAUCAACAUAAACAUUUUCAACGAAAACAUCGAAAUAUUCUCAUAAAAAUAUCUACAAUAAUAAGUAGAAAGAAAUGGCGUUAACGGUCUCAUGGACUUCAUUUGGCAUUCCCAAAAGUCUGGUCAAUGUUGGCACUGAAGCAGUCUGCCUGUUGUGCGAUAACAUUUUAUGUUUCAGCGAUUUGAAUACAAAGAAAAUAAGCUACUACAAGGCAGAAAGUCCAAGCCAGGGCCUAAGCAUAUCAACUAUGACGGGACAUAAUCGUUUUGCCCUUGUAGCCUUUUCAGAAGUAGUGCUACGCCCUUCCAUUCACAUUGUGCAGUAUCCCCAGUUUAUCAAAUAUGCUGUAUUCACCACUAAUGACAUCGUAACAUUUGUCGAUUUACGUUUCACUGAAUACGAUUUGCUCGUGGCCCUAUCGGGUUAUCCCCACUACACGAUUUGUAUUUGGAAUUUUCGUACCGGUCAAUUGCUGUGUCAAGUGACAACAAUGAAAGAAUCGUUGUCCUACUCGCUGUUAUGCUCUGGCCAUCACAUACCACAAAUUGUUCAAUAUUCCGAAUGGAAUCAUCAAUUAAUGAUUUGGGAAACGUGCCACUCGGCUACCGAUGUAAAUUUACAUGAAAUCUCCCACAUUAGCUUGACUAACGAAUAUGCUUUGAGUAAUUCUCUAUCGAUGUGCUAUGCUGACGAUAAUAAUUUAUAUAUUGUCGAUAAUUUUGGUGCAGUCUCAAUGGUACAAAUUGCCCAGUUUUUCCUGAAACCUCAAUGGUCCAUAGAACCUGGCGAUGAAACAACUCCAGUACCCAAACCAUAUCAGGUCUGUAGCCAUAGACAAGGUCUACUAGUCUACAGUAGCAACGCCGUUUACCAUAUAAAGAAGAAAAUUAAUGUGUGGACGACAGAAUGGCUUAUUACCGAUCCAUUGAACGAGGGUAUUUUCAAAAUAAUUUCCAAUACUAAUGGAGACAUAUUUGCCUCAGCGCAUGUGGGAAAUCUUUAUCAAAUAGAUACCUCCACCGAUCAACCUGAGUUGCAGGAUUUUUACACUUUCAAUCAAAACGCUUAUGACUUUGUAAUUUUAAAAGCCGUUAAGGAGGAAUGCCUUCUGCAGCUAACCCAUGGCAGUACGUUGAGAGCUUUGGAAAUGGGAAAAAUAAAUAUUUUCUCUGAACUGGAAAUCCCAAAUGCCAAUACAAUGGCGGAUCACAAUGUGGGGCCCUAUGUAAUAGUGGGUACCACAAUGGGAAAAUUGCAUUUUAUCAAUUAUGGCAAUGUCCAGGAACCCCAAGAGGUGGGCACCAUAGAAACCGAGAAUGGUUAUGCUGUAGCGGGAAUACAACUUGUGGAUGAUCUGGCUUUAUAUCACAAUAUUUACUAUGAAUUUUAUUUGGUUAAGGCAGAUUUCUUGGAAAAUAAAUUCUUCGAAAUGGCUCCGCUUGUAAAAAUUCCAGAAGCAAUAAAUGUUUGUAAAUUCUUUUUGGGCGAAUACCAACGAUGCUUUAUUUUCAUUAAUCGAGAUGAUGACCUUAAAUUACCCCAUGCCCGCGAAUUGUGGACAUUCUCGUGGAAUUUGAAGAAAAGAGAAAUAAAACGACAUGACUAUGAGCUGCCACAUGCAUAUCGAGAUAUAACCGAUUCGACGGUGCCCAUGAAGGAUAUUGUCGAAUUUUUUGGUGUCCGUUUGGAAUCCGGAACUGUUGACAUUUUAAAUUUAAAACCCAAAACAAAUGAAUUGCUUUUGGUGGCAUCAGUGCAAACUAACCAUUUGUGUGAUAUCAAUGGCAUAUCGGGUUCAAGAUAUCUCUUGACCUGGGGCAUGGAUGGCACAUACAUCCAUUUUCGUUCACAUAAAAAGUCGACGAAACCCUAUGCCAUUGGGCAAAUGUUGCAGAUCAAAUAUCGCCCAAGGGUAGUGAAGAAAGUCAUGGAGUCCUUGAAUGCCAAAUAUCUGGCGUACCUCUAUUCCGCUGGUGGCAUCAAGGUGAUGAAAGUCAAUUUCUCGGCCGUUCCAAUUUCGGAAAAUACCUACCUCAACAACGACAUUCUUUCUCUGGAACCCCAACAAGUUCAGACAAUGGUGAUUGAAUCAAUUCGUUCUGAUGUCGUGGUCGAACAUACACCAGAAGAAAUUCAUGCCAGAGAUAUGCUGUUGGAGCAAAUCAAAGAAUUUGCGAAGGAAGUUUCCGAACUAAUCGAUUAUGAUAUAUCGGUGACUGGCAAAACUCAUGGCAUUUACAAGAAAUUCUGUUUACAUCACUCAUGGCUGGAAAUGUUGUUGGGCGAGGCCCAAAAGCUCUGUGAAGUCGAAAAGAAGUCUCUCGAGGAAGCCAUAGAGGAUCAGUCUCGUAUACGCGACUGGAUACGCAAUUUGAUUACAGGCAAUUCGAAUAGUAUCACCUUUAAAGUGAGGGCAAUUUUUUCGAAUUUUUCAUUUGAAAAUUAUGGCAUGCGGAGGAGUAAUGACCAGUUUGCCAAACUUUAUGACUUGUAUCGUUUUUAUGGUCUGGAAAAUAUGGAUGGGGAAAAUGACGAUGAAGAGGAGGAGUUGAUGGAACAAUUAGAAGCUUCGGGUGAUAAUGAAGGUAUUGAUAGGUCAGUGGCCAAGGUGGCAAAGAAACGGAAAUAUCUUUGCAUACAGGGUUCAGCAUAUGACCACAUAAUUUCCGAUGAAUUAGCCCUGCAGGACAUCGAUAAUGUCACAGCAAAUCAAAUGUAUAGCCACGAUGCCAAAAUACGAAUCCUGCUAACGGAUCGCCUAAAGGAGGAAUUCAAUAAAAGAUUUGAGGAGAUACGAAAAAUAAAAUUCGAACUCAUGGAGGCAAUAUUGAGCACAAAUGCCACCCUAAAUAAAAUCUACGACAACAUGAAUUGCAUGCUGGGCCUUCUCAAAAUGGACACCUUCCAACCACCUGAACUUUCAGUGCCUGAGUGGAGCAAUGAUGAGUUUAUUCAACGCAUCAUGGAGGUGGAUGAUUCGGAAAUCAAAGCCAUCAAUCGACGUAAAAAGAAAGCGGAAAUCACAUCCGUCAAACAUGGUCGUCUCCUGCUGUGGUCUGUGGAUUUUUGGGUACGUUCCCUGGUCAUCAUGAUGGACGGUGUUCUGGAAAAGCUAUGGGAGGAAGAAAUCAAAAAGGAGAUUCCAAUUCCAGAAUUUAUGCUAAAGAAGGAAGUCACCGAGUACACAUUGGAGGACCAAAAGGCAUUGAGAGAGUAUGAAGAGAAAGUACGAAUACUCACAGAAGAUCGGAAAAAAUAUUUGAAAAUUCUCACCGACAAUGACGCCAAGGUCAAUGACAUGAAAUCGAAUUAUAUUUCGAAAUUGAAUGAACAAGUCACCCAAAUGAUGAUUUUGAAAUUGAAAUAUGAUUUUGCCAUUAAACAUGUGCGAUUGCGGAAUUUGAACAUCAAAACUAUGUAUUUCAAGAAGCUGCAAUGGCUGAAGAGAAUAUCGAUGUUAAGAGCCAACAUCGACAAAAUCAGCGAAUAUGUGUUACGCUACACCAAACUCUCGGAAUUCUGGAGCAAAUCUGUCGAAGAACUACGUGCCAAGGCAGAAACUCUGAUGCAGCGUGACCGGGUCAUAGAGCGACAGUUUAAAACCCAAUACCUUAACAUGAUUCCACAGCAUAUGGGCCCGGAAAUGAAUAAAAUUUUCAAGAAGCGGCCUAAAAUGCCGCCAAAAAUUCUACACUCCACCCUGAUAUGUAAAGAGCUUUCGGCACGAGUCAAUACAAAAGCUUUGCCUAAAUAUCCAUUCCCAUUGCCAAAAGAUGUCACCGAUUAUUUGGACACACUGACAACUCUCGACGAAGUCUCCAAUAUGCCAAAUGCCUUGGAGUCUAGAUACUGGGAUCAACUAACAAAAAUGCGUCGUCAAAAAGUCGAAAUUGAACUAAGAAUUAAGGCAGUCAACCUGCAAUUGGCCGAUUCAAUGUCGGGAACGAAUUAUUUCACCAAAGAAUUGCAAAAUUUGAAAAAUACCAAAGCAGAUGCCCUACGCCAGCUCCAGGAGGCCCAGGAUGAAUAUUUAAAAUCUGUUCAAAAUCAAACAUUGGAGUUACGCUUAACCAUGGGCCAAGUAGAGCUCAAUAUUAUGGGUUCCAUGGAGAAAUUACAAAAUUGUAUUCUCAUGCAUGUGGAUGAUAUAAAUGACAUCAAUGCUCUGAUUUUGAAAGCUGGUCACAUGAAGCUAAAAGCCAUGCAUCGUGUGGCCUUCUUCAGGCGUCAAGUUAUCUACAAAGAGUGGGAGCACAAAGUGGUUAGUGCGAACAUAGAAUAUUUGAAAUUUAUGCUGUAUGUCAUCGAAAAAUGCAAAGUUUCCAUAGAGUUUCUGAAUAUUUUGAGAAAUUGGGAAAAGAUCAAGGCCGAGAAACAGAAAAUGCUCAACACAGUUGGCCUCAUUGAAAAGGCGAUCGAAGAUAAGCAGAUUUCCUACCGACGGCAGUUGGAGAGAUUAAACUCCCAAAUAGCCACAGUGCGUCAACAAAUCGAUGAAAUGAAAAGGUCAAACAAAACCCUGAAUCGUCAAAUAGACGAUGUCAAAGUUGCAGUGGCUUUCUCCAAUUCAAAUCGAGACUAUCUCAUUGAGGAUAAGCGGCGGAGGGAACAAAAUGAAAAAAUGGAGAAACUGAAGAAGCGCAGUCAACUUAUUGAUACAGUGCGCCGAGAUUAUGCCCAUAUCAUGGAACUAAAGACCAUUUUGGAAUUGCAACGUUUACGCACCUAUCCCACAUUGGGCCCAAAUCCGGACCAUUGCAUGAAAUAGACUUUUAUAUUUUUUAUAUACAAGAUACUAUGAUAAUAAUAUUUAAAUGAAAAAUUAAAAAAAAAUUAAA